GGGGGCGGCGGUGACGGCGGGGCUGCCCGGCCGUGCGCUCUGCAGCGCGCCCGGGCCUGGAUGCUGCCGCGCGGCCGGCUGCGGGAGCGGGGCCGGGACAUUAACGCUCCCCGAUGGCCAACGGAGCAGCUGAGCUGGAUAACAUGGAGAUCCAGUCACAGAACAACAACACCCGCUGGGAGAACACGGACAACCAGAUCUGGGAUGACACCACGGCCACCGCCAAGCUGUUUGAGUGUUCCCGCAUCAAAGCACUCGCCGAUGAGCGCGAGGCCGUGCAGAAGAAAACCUUCACCAAGUGGGUGAACUCACACCUGGCCCGGGUGUCCUGCCGCAUCAGCGAUCUCUACGCCGACCUCCGUGAUGGCUACAUGCUGACCAAGCUGCUGGAGGUGCUGUCCGGGGAACAGCUGCCCAAGCCGACACGCGGACGCAUGCGGAUCCACUCGCUGGAGAACGUGGACAAGGCCCUGCAGUUCCUGAAGGAGCAGCGCGUGCACCUGGAGAACGUCGGCUCGCACGACAUCGUGGACGGGAACCACCGCCUGACGCUGGGGCUCAUCUGGACCAUCAUCCUGCGGUUCCAGAUCCAGGUGAUUAAAAUUGAGACGGAAGACAACAGGGAGACCCGCUCGGCCAAGGACGCGCUGCUGCUCUGGUGCCAGAUGAAGACGGCAGGGUACCCGGAAGUGAAUAUCCAGAACUUCACCACCAGCUGGAGGGAUGGGCUGGCCUUCAACGCCCUGAUCCACCGGCACAGGCCAGAGAUCAUCGACUUCAGCAAACUCACCAAAUCCAACGCUACUUACAACUUGCAGCAGGCCUUCAACGUGGCCGAGCAGCAGCUGGGCCUGACCAAGCUGCUGGACCCGGAAGAUGUGAACAUGGAGAACCCGGACGAGAAGUCCAUCAUCACCUAUGUGGUCUCUUUCUACCACUACUUCUCCAAAAUGAAGGCCCUCGCAGUGGAGGGGAAGAGGAUUGGGAAGGUGCUGGACCAGGCGGUGGAGCUCGAGAAGCUCAUGGAGCGGUACGAGCUGCUGGCGGCCGAGCUGCUGGCGUGGAUCGAGCGCACCGUUGCCAUUAUCAGCAACCAGAAGUUCGCCAACUCCCUGGCCGGGGUGCAGCAGCAGCUCCAGACCUUCACCACCUUUUGCACCCUGGAGAAGCCGGUCAAGUUCCAGGAGAAGGGGAACCUGGAGGUCUUGCUGUUCAGCAUCCAGAGCAAACUGCGUGGCCACAGCCGCAAACUCUACGUGCCCAGCGAGGGCCGCGCUAUCUCGGACAUCAACAAGGCCUGGGCCCGGCUGGAGAAGGUGGAGCACGAGCGGGAGGUGUCGCUGCACAACGAGCUCAUCCGGCAGGAGAAGCUGGAGCUGCUGGCCCAGCGCUUCGACCACAAGGCCGGCAUGCGGGAGGCUUGGCUCGGCGAGAACCAGCGGCUGGUGGCGCAGGACAACUUCGGCUACGACCUGCCGGCGGUGGAAGCAGCCAUGAGGAAGCAUGAGGCCAUUGAGGCAGACGUCUCGUCCUAUGAGGAGCGCAUCCAGGCGGUGGCGGAGCUGGCGCUGGCCCUGGAGGCCGAGGGCUACUACGAUGUGCGGCGCGUCAGCGCCCAGAAGGGCAGCAUCCUGCGCCAGUGGGGGCUGCUGACCGAGCUGGUGGGUGCCCGGCGGGCCCGCCUGGAGCAGAGCCUGGCUCUGCAGACCAUCUUCCAGGACAUGGUUUACAUGAUCGGCUGGAUGGAGGAGAUGCAGGCCCCGCUGCUGUCGAGGGAGGUGGGGAAGCACCUGCUGGAGGUGGAGGACCUGCUGCAGAAGCACACCCUGCUGGAGGCCGACGUGGCGGCCCAGAGCGAGCGGGUGCAGGCGCUCAACCAGGCCGCCCUGAAGUUCUGCGAGCUGGAGGGUUACCAGCCCUGUGACCCCCAGAUCAUCUGUAACCGCGUGACCCACGUGCAGACGUGCCUGGAGGAGCUGCGCCAGCAGGCGGCCCAGCGGCGCACGGAGCUGGAGGCCUCCCGCCACCUGUGGGCCUUCUUCCAGGAACUGGAGGAGGCGGAGGCCUGGGUGCGGGAGAAGGAGCAGAUCCUGGCCUCCAAGCCGUGCGGCAAGGACCUGAGCAGCGUCCUGCAGCUGAGCGGGCAGCACAAGCUGAUGCUGGGAGAGCUGGGUGGGCGCCGGGCCCUGCUGCACCAGGCUGUGAAGAAGGGGGAGCAGCUGCUGGCCACCCAGCGCCCCGGCACGGCCCAGCUGCAGGAGAAGCUGCAGGAGGUGCGGCAGCGCUGGAAGAAGCUGGAGGAGGUAACGGGGAUGCACCAGCAGAAGCUGCAGGAGGCCUUGAGCUUCUACCAGUUCAGCGCGGAGACGGACGACCUGCUGGCCUGGCUGCAGGACACCUACCGCCUGGCCUCCAGCGACGACUUCGGGCACGACGAGUACUCCAGCCAGGCGCUGCUCCGCAAGCAGGCGGCCGUGGCUCAGGAGCUGGAGCAGCACCGGGCGCCCGUGCUGGCCCUGCGCGCCCAGCUGGCCCGCCUGGCCCCCCAGCACCACCAGGUGGUGGACGUGCAGAUCCGCAUCGUGGAGGUGGAGCAGCUCUAUGGGGAGGUGGCCGAGGUGGCCGUGCUGCGGCACCAGUGGCUGCAGGACGCCCUAGCCGUGUACCGCAUGUUUGGCGAGGUCCGCGCCUGCGAGGGCUGGCUGGACGAGAAGGAGCAGUGGCUCUCCGGGAUGCACGCGCCCCAGGAGCUGGAGGACGUGGAAGUGGUGAAGCACAGGUUUGAGAGCCUGGACCAGGAGAUGAGCAGCGUGAUGGGGCGUAUCCUGGACGUGAACAAGACGGUGCAGCAGCUGGUGGAGGGCGGUCACCCCAGCGCAUCCGAGGUGCAGUCCUGUCGGGACCAUCUGAACAGCAGGUGGAACCGGGUGGUGGAACUGGUGGAGCAGAGGAAGGACCAUCUCAGCUCCGUCCUGAGGAUCCAGAACUACCUGCUGGAGUGCACUGAGAUCAAGGCGCAGAUCCGAGAGAAGCGCCGCGCCGUGGAGGCCAGCCAGUGCAGCACCGGCGACCUGGGUGGCGUCCUGGCCUUGCAGCGCAAGCUCUCCACCAUGGAGGCUGCCCUGGUGGUGCUGGAACCCAAGCUCCUCGAGCUGCAGCAGGAGGGGGAAGCCUUGGCCACCACCCACCCGGCCCAUGCGCUGGCCGUCCUGCUGCACUUCGAGGAGAUCAGUGAGGAGUGGGAGGCCUUGAAGAGCACCCUGCAGGGCUGCGAGGACUCGCUCUCCGUGGCCAGCCGGCUGCAGCAGUUCAUCCAGGACCUGGACAACUUCCUGACCUGGCUGGUGAAGACUCAGGCAGCCGUGGCCUCGGAAGAACUUCCCAGCAACCUGGCGGGGGCGGAGCGGCUGCUGAGCCAGCACGUGGCCCUCAAGGAGGAGAUUGACCGCUACGAGGAGGACUAUACCAUGAUCCAGGAGGCCAGCGACGUGCUGGCCCUGGAAGAGGCUGACGUCCCCUGCCUCUCGCUCCAGCAGUGGCUGCAGAAGCUGGACGUGGGCUGGAACAAGCUGCUGCAGAUGUGGGAGAGCCGGCGGGUGGCGCUGGUCCAGGCCCACGUCUUCCACCUUUUCCUGAGGGACGUGCAGCAGGCUGAGGCGUGUCUGUACAACCAGGAGUCCACCCUGGCCCACGCGGAGCUCCCCAACACAGUGGAGGCGGUGGAGAAGGCCAUCAAGAAGCACAAGGAUUUCGUAACCACCAUGGAGCUGAGCAUGCCGAAGACAACGCUGGCCCUGCAGGCCGGGGAGAGCCUGGUGCAACAGGGCAGCCCCUACAGCGAGCGUGCCCAGGAGGAGAUGGCAGCGCUCAGAGCCAAGAGCCACCGGAACUUCCAGCUGGCCCAAGAGUGGAUGCAGCAGCUGAACGAUCACUUGGAUCUGCAGCGUUUCUUGCAGAACUGUCACGAGCUGGCCGGCUGGAUGAAGGAGAAGCGGCCCAUGGCCGGGGACCAGGCGGCCAAGCCCCACCAGCGCUGGCUGCGGCACCGGGCGUUCCUGGCCGAGCUGGCGCAGAACCGCGAGUGGCUGGAGCAGAUCGAGCAGGAAGGCCGGCAGCUCAUUGAGGAGAAGCCGGAGCUGGCCGGCUCGGUGAGGAAGCAGCUGGAGGAGAUCCGGCAGUGCUGGGCAGAGCUCGAGAGCUCAUCGCAGGCCAGGGCCCGGCAGCUCUUCGAGGCCAGCAAAGCGGAGCAGCUGGUGCAGAGCUACGCGGACCUGGACAAGAGGCUGGUGAACAUGGAGGGGCAGCUGCAGGCUGUGGAUGCUGGUGCCAGCCUGGCCACCGUCAACAACCAGCUGAAGAAACUCCAGACGAUGGAGUCGCAGAUGGAGGAGUGGUACAAAGAGGCCGGGCAGCUCCAGGCGCAGCUGGCCUCCCUGCCCCUGGAGCCGGCCAGCAAGGAGGCGGUGGAUGAGAAGCAGAAUGCGGUGGGGACACGGAUUGUCCGCCUCAUUGAGCCCCUGAAAGAGAGGAGGAGGAUCCUGCUGGCUUCCAAGGAGGUGCAUCAGGUCUGCCACGACCUGGAGGAUGAGAUCAGCUGGGUCCAGGACCGGCUGCCACUCGCCACCUUGAGAGAUCCCGGCAGCAAUCUGCAGGCCGUGCAACAGUUCAUCAAGAAGAACCAGAACCUGCGGCGGGAGCUGCAGACGCACCAGCCCCGGGUGGACGAGGUGCUGGCACGGGCGGGCUCCCUCACCUCCAUCAAGAGUCCCGAGGUGGACGGGGUGCGGCUGCUGCUGGAGAGGCUGCGGGAGCUGUGGGGGGCGCUGCAAGAGCAGACGGAGCAGCGCCAGCACCUGCUGGACGCCACCUACCAGGUGGAGCAGUAUUACUUCGACGCCGGCCAGGUGGAGGCCUGGCUCAGCGAGCAGGAACUGCUGCUCAUGAACGAGGAGAAGGGCAAGGACGAGCAGAGCACCCUGCAGCUGCUGAAGAAGCACCUGCUGCUGGAGCAGACCAUUGAGAACUACGAGGAGACCAUUGCCCAGCUGUCCCGCCAGUGCCGAGCCCUGCUGGAGCUGGGCCACCCCGACAGCGAACAGAUAAGUAGGCGGCAGUCUCAGGCUGACCGGCUCUACGUGUCUCUGAAGGACCUGGCGGACGAGCGCAAGGCCAGGCUGGAGCAGCAGUACUGGCUCUGCCAGCUCAGCCGCGAGGUGGACGACUUGGAGCACUGGAUCGCCGAGAAGGAGGUGGUGGCCGGGUCGCCGGAGCUGGGCCAGGACUUCGAGCACGUCACGCUGCUGCAGGAGAAGUUCACGGAGUUCGCCAGCGAGACGGGCAGCGUGGGGAACGAGCGGCUCUCGGCCGUGAACCAGAUGGUGGAUGAGCUGAUCGACUACGGGCACGUGGACGCGGCCACCAUCGCGGAGUGGAAGGACGGGCUGAAUGAGGCCUGGGCCGACCUGCUGGAGCUGAUGGAGACGCGGGCCCAGAUGCUGGCCGCCUCCCAUGAGCUGCACAAGUUCUUCAGCCACUGCAAGGACCUGCUGGCCCAGAUCGAGGAGAAGCAGCAGCGGCUGCCAGAGGUGGCGGCCCGCGAGUCCCGCAGCUCCGCCGGGGCCCUGCAGCGGGUGCUCAGCUCCUUCGAGCACGAUGUGCAGGUGCUGGUGAGCCAGGUGCGGCAGCUGCAGGAGGGGGCGGCCCAGCUGCGGACAGUGUACGCUGGGGAGAACGCUGAUGCCAUCGUCACCAAGGAGCAGGAUGUGAUGCGGGCGUGGAAGGAGCUGCUGAGCUCAUGCGAGGCGUGCCGGCUGCAGAUCACCACCACCACGGACAAGAUGCAUUUCACCAGCAUGGUGCGCGACGUCAUCUCCUGGAUGGAAGGCGUCAUCUGCCAGAUUGGCACCAGCGAGAAGCCCAGGGACGUGUCCUCAGUGGAGGUGCUGAUGAACUAUCACCAGGGCCUGAAGAACGAGAUCGACGCCCGAAGCCAGAGCAUCGCAGCCUGCAUGGAGCUGGGCAAGACCCUGGUGCUCAACAGAAGCCCCGCAGCCGAGGAGAUCAAGGGCCAGCUGGAGAAGCUGAUGGCCAAGAAGAAGGAGCUGACUGAGAAGUGGGACAAGCACUGGGAGUGGCUGCAGCAGAUGCUGGAAGUGCACCAGUUUGCGCAGGAGGCCGUGGUGGCCGACGCCUGGCUCACGGCCCAGGAGCCCCUGCUGAAGAGCCACGACCUGGGCAGCAGCGUGGACGAGGUGGAGCAGCUGAUCCGGCGCCACGAGGCCUUUCGCAAGGCGGCCUCCUCCUGGGAGGAGAGAUUCAGCUCCCUGCGGCGCCUCACCACGCUAGAGAAGCUGAAGGCCGAGCAGAGCAAGCAGCCGGCCACGCCACUCCUGGGCCGCAAGUUCUUGGGGGAGCCCAGCGAGCCAGGCCCCAAGGGCCCCUCGCUGCUGCGCCAGGCCGAGGCAAAGCUGGAGCAUCAGGACCUGCUGUGGGGCCAGCCCCAGGCUCCAGCCCUGCCCAGUGGGGGCCCGGGCGAGCCCGCCAAGGCGCUGGAGCUCAAGGUGGCCUACGUGUGGCAGGAGAUGAAGCCGGAGCAGCUGCAGCCCCGGCUCGACCGCGUGCAGGAGGGCCUGGCCACCAGCGCCGAGAGGCUGAGGGAGGCGAAAGCAGCAGCUGAGGAGAGGCUAGAGGCCAAGCCGAGCCAGCACCUGCAAGUGCCCGUGGCAGGCGCGGGGCUGGCAGAGCCGGGCCAGGUCAGCCAGGCCGAGACGCAGCCGGAGCCCAGCGAGCAGGAGACGCCCCGGCACGAGCAGCCGGAGAGGCGCCGGGAGCGCCGGGAAUGGCAGCUGGAGCGGCAGGAGUCCAGCGAGCUGGAGACGCCCCGGCACGAGCAGCCGGAGAGGCGCCGGGAGCGCCGGGAACGGCAGCUGGAGCGGCAGGAGUCCAGCGAGCUGGAGACGCCCCGGCACGAGCAGCUGGAGAGGCGCCGGGAGCGGCACGAGCGGCGGCUGGAGCGGCAGGAGUCCAGCGAGCAGGAGACGCCCCGGCACGAGCCCAAAGGAGGCGGCAAAACCACCCUGGCGGAUAUUGUGGAGCAGCUGCAGGAGAAGGAGUCAACUGCGCAGGUGCCAGCCCCGCCCCGGGACUCCCCCACCCGCCUGCCCAACAGCCUCGACCUGCUGCCUGAGCGGACGCCGCGCCCGGAGCGGCCGCGGGCCCGUGACAGGCCCAAACCAAGGAGGAGGCUGCGGCCCAGGGACCCCAGCCAGCCCCCGGGGGAGAGCCGCAGGUCCCGCUCGGCACCGGCCCAGAGCAGCGCCCCGCCCCCCCCGCCCCCCACCCACACCGCCCACCUGGAAGGCUUCCUCGCCCGCAAGCACGAGCUGGAGGGGCCCAACAAGAAGGCCUCCAACAGGUCCUGGAUAAACCUUUACUGUGUCCUGAUCAGAGGGGACCUGGGCUUCUAUAAGGACGCCAAGGGGCAGGCGUCAGGCAGCACCUACGGCGGGGAGCCGCCGGUCCCCCUGCACCAGGCCACCAGCCAGGUGGCCAGCGAGUACAAGAAGAAGAAGAACGUCUUCAAGCUCAAGACUGGCGAUGGUAACGAGUUCCUGCUGCAGGCCAAGGAUGAGGAGGAGAUGAAGAACUGGCUCCAGGCGCUGGCUGCGUCCACAGAGGAGCACGCCGAGAUUGCCCGCUGGAGCCAGGCGCUGCUCACCACCUCCUCCACCGACGAGGGCAACCCCCGGCGGGCGAGCGACCGGCGGGCCAGCACGUCCGGCAGGAAGAAGUGAGGCAGCCCGGGGCAGCGUGCUGGGGCUGAGAGCGGACCCACACCGCCCCACAGGCUGCAGCGUCCCUCCACGUCACGCACCGAGCCAGCCCCCUCCUGCGCACAUCCUGGACAGCCCCUGGACCUGGGGCCCCCCGCACACCCCACUGCAAGAAACCACGCCCGAGCAGGGCCCCCGGGGCGAGGGGUGCCCUGAAACACACCCGUGAAGGGGUGCGAGGAUGCUGGCGGCACCGCCCGGGCUCUGGAGGGACGUUGGCACUAUGUUCGCCGUUCGGUGCCUGGAGGAGUCCAGCCGGCCCGGCUCCUCACCACGGGAUGAUAUAUGCAAAGCCGGCACUAGGCGGGGCUGGGAGGGGAAAUCUACGGGACUCAGAGACUCUGUGCAGUGGGGAAGGGCCUUGGGGGGUCGCUAGGCCUGGCCCACUUCAUUUCCUCUCCUGGGGGGCAUACAGGAGCGUCCUCCCCCCACCCCGAGUCAUCGCCCCUCUCCCUGCGUGGUGCAGGGCUGGAGGGGGGCGGGCAAUUCUCUCCCAGUUCUGUUCCCUCCCCAGCAUGGGAAGCCGCUUGGCGUUUCCGGGGCAGGGGAGGGGAUGCUUUUCGGGUAGACGCUCCCAGGGGGUUUAAGCAUUUUGGGUAAUUCACAUAAGGGAACCGGGCACUUGGCUCUCGCUGAGCCCACUAUGGACAUGGGCCCGUCGCACAGGGGGCGGGUUCUGAGCACACGCAGCAUUAGGGGACAGGGCCUGGGUUCGAGGUGCGGGUCCUUCCCAGCGUUCCUGGCUGUCCCAGCCUGUGCCAGGACCGGCACGCCCUGCCCCGCUCUGGCCCAUCGCUGGCAGGCAGCUCUCCAUUCUGCCACCACCUCAUCUCCGUCUUACUGGCAAUGCCCAUGGCUCCGGGUGGGCCAGGCAUUUGGAGAGGGAGUCCUGCCUCCCUGGCCUGGUCUGUCCCUGCAGCCCUGUGCUUGGCAUCUCGUCCCCUGGGUGAGCAGGCUCUCCUGACGCCCACCCUGCCAGCAAGCCUGGCACCUCGGCCAGCGCAGCCCCAGAGCCCCUGGCCCUGACGCCCCCCCAAGGGUAUCUGAGACUCGCCCCACACUGAGCCCCUGGUUCCAUCUCCCACUCGUGCAUGCCCUUGCAGGCCAGCUCUCGUGAACACAUGUCCAUGCACGCUCAUGUUUCAGCAUCCCAAGCCUGCUGUUCCCACCUCUGCCAUGUGGGUCAGUUCAGCAUCGGCAGCGCUUGGCCGGAUCCCCCAACUCCUCCUGCAGAGCCAGGGGCCCGAGGUUUCCUGCCAGCUUUGGACAGGUCCUGGGGUUUCGUUGCCAUCCUGGGAAGUCGGAUGCGUGACUGGUCCAUAGGGACAGGGACAGGGAGAUCUCAGCCCUGGCACGGCUCCCCCGGCCCUGUCCUGCCAGCCCGCAGCCGGAGCCACAUAGGGCCAGGUCUCUUGCAAACGGAGCUAGGCCCUGCUGCCAGCCUGGCCGCGGCCCUCGCCCCACGGGCGGCUGGGCACAGUGAGGGGUGGAGCUGCUGGACCUGGGGCCUCUGUACCCCUAGGGCCUGUCCAGCCCUCUGCCCCCUCCCCCACCCUGCAUAGGCCGUGUUUGGGCCUCUGCUGAGCAAGGCUCCAGGUCCCUGGGCGCCAUCUGCCCCGGCUCGCCCACCCCCAGUGUGCAGGGACACGCUGCCCUGGUGCAGGGGGAAGGUCUCAUGGUAGAGGGGCCCCAGAGGAGCCAUUUCUUUGUCGCAUCCUCUGUGGUCCUUCUCCACGUCCCCCCAACCAGGAGCCCUCGCCCGGUGCCUUCAGGCCCCAGGAGAUCCGGCUCGGGGAGCAGCGGGGGAAGCCCGUCCCCUGGGGGAGCCUGGGCAACAGCCCCUGCACCUUCAAACCGGGGGAGAUCAGGACCCGCCCUUGCUGUGGCCCAGCCGAGAGUCCGGAGGUCCCGGCUGCUGUGGGCUGGGCUCCGGUGCCAUUAACAAGCCAUCGUCCUGGCUCUGCACGUGGGUGACCGGCCCGGCCCCCAGCCACAGCCUGUGCCCGCCGGGCAGCGGGGUCCCGCGGGAAGAGCCGGGGGGGCUCGUCUUUAUGCAAUAAGCGGGCAGAGGGUCGGGGGGGCUCUGGGGCGGGGGCGGCUGGUCCUUGGCCAAAACAGCCCCUGCCUGGCCCGGCCCGGCCCGGCCGCAGUCGCUCGCAGCGGGGCAGAGCCGGGCUGGGGGCGACUGUGGGGCUCAGGCCCCUGGGCCGAUUGCUGCGGGCUGCGG
Messenger RNA from Dermochelys coriacea (leatherback sea turtle), 10059 nucleotides. It is a transcript of the gene SPTBN4, whose product is annotated as spectrin beta, non-erythrocytic 4. Gene Ontology annotation, cellular component: cell junction; spectrin; cortical actin cytoskeleton. The record is from RefSeq and is a predicted model, not a curated record. Bases 114 to 7793 code for a protein of 2559 amino acids. Lineage: Eukaryota; Metazoa; Chordata; Testudines; Dermochelyidae. Gene Ontology annotation, biological process: actin cytoskeleton organization. Gene Ontology annotation, molecular function: structural constituent of cytoskeleton; actin filament binding; phospholipid binding. The transcript is spliced from 36 exons.